Scophthalmus maximus (turbot) is the source of this 1471-nucleotide messenger RNA. RefSeq lists its product as uncharacterized. The transcript has 5 exons. Lineage: Eukaryota; Metazoa; Chordata; Actinopteri; Pleuronectiformes; Scophthalmidae. Bases 242 to 1294 code for a protein of 350 amino acids. The record is from RefSeq and is a predicted model, not a curated record. Gene Ontology annotation, biological process: response to bacterium.
AAACUCAACUCCUCUCUGAUUUACAUGUAACGGUCUUUCAUUUUUCAGUGUGUGGAGUCUUUAGUGUAAGAGCUUCAGAUAUCUGUCACCGUAGGAAUCUUAUUAAGAAACAUACUUUCACACCAUAAUGAGGGCAAUGGUCAUGUGACAAAGUUGCCCUGUUGGCCAAUCAACACAAGCCUAAUCUCUCAAGAGAGGGGAAAAAGUGUUGUUGUUUUUCAUUCAGCGCUGCAAUUUCAACAUGACGACGUCUACGAAGUUUGCUUUCUAUCUGACAUGUUUCCUCUUGGGGAAAAUGGCUCAGAUGAAUAACUUCAAUCUGUCCACAACUGUUCAUCGAGACAGUGAAUUUAUGUCAGUUGAUGUUGGUGACAACUUGACUUUGCAGUGUUUUUAUGACAGUGAUGCUACAAAGUAUUACUGGUACAAGCAAACACUGGGACAGAAGCCACAAAUUAUCUCUAUGACCUACAGGUUUUCUGAUAGUAGCACUUUUCAUGGUGAAUUUAAGGACAAUCCACGCUUCAAACAGAAAACUUUUGACAAUUUGACUCAGCUAAAAAUUUCAGAUGUACAACUUUCAGACUCAGCCACGUACUACUGUGCAAGAGGUACUGCAUUUAUAUUCAAAUUCAUUGAGGACGUCACUGUCAGUGUUAAAGGCUCAGGGUUGAACAUCCAGGCUCGGCUCCAUCAGUCGGCAUCUGAGACCAUCCAGCCAGGAGGCUCUGUGAACCUCAGCUGCACAGUUCACACCGGGACCUGUGACGGAGAAUACAGUGUUUACUGGUUCAAGAACUCUGAAGAGCCUCACCCAGGACUCAUUUACACCCAUGGAGACAGGGAUGAUCAGUGUGAGAGGAAAUCCAACACACAAACACACAGCUGCACCUACAACUUGUCCAUAAGGAGCCUGGACCUCUCUCAUGCUGGGACCUACUACUGUGCCGUCGCCUCAUGUGGACACAUCCUGUUUGGAAAUGGGACCAAGCUGGAAUUUGACAAUGAGGUGGACCAACUUCUCAUGGUGUAUUUCUGGAGUGCAGCUUCGACAGUCAUCACCCUGCUGAGUAUUUUACUUGCUUUCUCUGUAUGCAUCGUGAACAAGAGGAACUGCUGCCCUCCUACUGAUUCUCGUGCAACACUUUCACCGUCCUCCAAAAUGAAUGCAAAGGGCGACCAAAAUGAAGACAACACCUAUUUUAUUGCUUUGAGGCAGAUGGAGAUUGACAGAUCAGGAAGACAGCAAGACGACACCUGGAGCGAAUGUGUUUACCUCAGUGUAAGGCAGUAGAUCUGGACACCUUCUGUCUUUGCUUCCAUAAUCGCACGUGGCCACAUUAGCGUCACUUUAAAUGUGUAAAGCUAUGCUUUUCCUGAAAUUGUAACAAUUUUGUAAAUAAGGUUUGACCUCAACGUGAUACACAUAAAGCCUCACCUUGCUGUAAUCUCAAUAAAAAUCUCAAGAAGA